GCGGGGACGAGACGGGGAGAAGCGCCCGCAGCAGCUCUCUCCUCUGUGCAUUGAGGGCACACACGCCCCCUGCACAGCUCAUUGAAUGGCCGAAGCCGGCGGCACGCUCCCGGCCCGGCCUCGCCGCGGUAGCGCGGGGCUGCAGGCGGCUUCCUCCCCUCGCCGGAACGAGGGAGUCCGGGGCCGCGUGGACCGCACCUGCUGCACAGCACCGGCAGGGAGGAGGGCGUGAGACAGGGCCGCGGUCCUGAUAGCGGCCGGGGACAGUGGUGGCUGUGGGGGUCCGUGCGGGAGAACACCCCCGGCUCCCUAGAGGGGAUCUUCCCGGUUCUGUGUUUGGGUCGUUUGUUCGUUCAAUAAAAGGAGAGCCUCAUCCUCCUGAACCAGCAACCGGAGCACCCCCGGGCUAGGAGGCUGGAGGUGCCUGUACCCAGGUGGCGACGAGAGGAGCCCAAAUCCUUAGACCCGCACCGAUAAAACGUGGUUGUGACGAGCCCGACCCGCCAGCCGCAGGCGGGGGAGCUGCUGCUGCUGCCGCCGGCGGGAGCGCCCCUAGAAGCCUCUCACCGUAGCAUUCUGGCAGGGGAGGAGGGAGGCUGUUUUUUAAGACCCAGCUGCAAGCCAGCCUGGGCUGCCUGCCCGCUCGUGCCAGCGGCGAGCCGAGGGCGCCGGCGGGGGCCACGCCACCGGGCAGGGCAAGACUCACGCCGCGGCCCCGGGAGGGCGGGGAAGGAGCCCGUGCCCCCCAUCAAAUGCAUAGGCAUACCCCCCCAGCAUACACACACACAGACACCCCCCCACCCCCGCGGUCCCGCCGGCGAGGGGCUGAGCGGGCGGCGGCCCCGGCUGCGUCAGAGCUGUGCAAACACCGCCGGGGCGCCCGCCGCUAUUUAAGGGACCGAGGCUGAGUCUCAGCUAACUUCCCUGCCUAGGCACACGCGAGGCCUCGCUCCCUCCCCGGCUCUGACCUCUGGGACGCGCAGCGACACAGCAAUGUACGGAGGUAUAUGCAUCUGCCUGGUCCUUGCUGUGCUCUCAGCGAGCUCUGUCGGGCAGCAGACUGUGGCCUUGCACAAUGGGAACCCACUGGCCGCUGAGCUGGAGCAGAGCUCGACAGAGCAUCACCGGCACGUCCGCGCCCCGUCCUCUGCUGGCUCGCUGAGAUCUCUGCCGCGGCUGGAUGGAAGCAUCGACCAAAGAGCUAACAUCGGUGCCUUGUUGGCCAAGUAUCUGCAGCAAGCCAGAAAAGGUUCCACUGGGAGGCUCUCACUUCUGGGAAACAGGGUACAGAGCUUCGACCCCACGCACAGGAUAAACGACAGAGACUACAUGGGCUGGAUGGACUUCGGCCGCCGCAGCGCCGAGGAGUACGAGUACCCCUCCUAGAGAGCAGCAGCUGCAGCCCCAGGGCAAGCACAGAUCACUCCCGUGUCUGCACAGAGAGAGUCACUUCUCGUCCUCCUGGAAUCUGUGUUUUGAGAGUAUGUCCUGUAUGUGCUGUACAUGUGUCUGUACGACUGCCCGAUGCAAUACACCACUUCUGUAGAACUUUCCAGAA
This is a messenger RNA of Pogoniulus pusillus (Red-fronted tinkerbird), 1558 nucleotides long. RefSeq names its product cholecystokinin (gene CCK). Gene Ontology annotation, molecular function: neuropeptide hormone activity. Lineage: Eukaryota; Metazoa; Chordata; Aves; Piciformes; Lybiidae. The record is from RefSeq and is a predicted model, not a curated record. Gene Ontology annotation, biological process: digestion. The coding region runs from base 994 to 1386 and encodes 130 amino acids. Gene Ontology annotation, cellular component: axon; extracellular region. The transcript has 3 exons.